Molecule: messenger RNA, 1374 nt
Organism: Fraxinus pennsylvanica
Lineage: Eukaryota; Viridiplantae; Streptophyta; Magnoliopsida; Lamiales; Oleaceae
Source: the annotation of a GenBank genome assembly
AUGUGGAAUGCGCCCCCCGGUUUCAGACCAACUAAAUCGGCUCCUUCAUCACCGGCCAAGCCUCUUGGUAUUUCACGAACUCAAUCCGAGUCCUUUCAUGUCACCCACAAAGUCCCAGUUGGUCAUACCCCCUAUGUCCGAGCCAAAAAUGUUCAAUUAGUGGAUAAAGAUCCAGAGAGGGCAAUUCCGUUGUUUUGGGCAGCAAUUAAUGCAGGUGAUAGAGUGGAUAGCGCUCUGAAAGAUAUGGCCAUUGUGAUGAAGCAGCAAAAUAGGGCUGAAGAAGCCAUUGAAGCAAUUAAGUCGCUGCGCCAUCGCUGUUCAGAUCAAGCUCAAGAGUCUCUUGACAACAUUUUAGUGGACCUUUACAAGAGAUGUGGAAGAUUGGAUGAUCAAGUAGCGUUGUUGAGGCACAAAUUGUAUCUAAUUCAGCAAGGGAUGGCUUUCAACGGGAAGCGAACCAAGACAGCAAGAUCACAGGGGAAAAAAUUUCAAGUUUCUGUGGAGCAAGAGGCAACUCGUUUGCUGGGGAAUUUAGGAUGGGCAUUGAUGCAGCAAAACAAUUACAUUGAAGCGGAGGAUGCUUACAGGAGGGCCCUUCUGAUUGCACCCGACAACAACAAAAUGUGCAAUUUGGGCAUUUGUUUGAUGAAACAAGGGAGAAUAGAUGAGGCGAAAGAGACUCUUAGAAGAGUGAAACCAGCCAUUAUUGAUGGCCCUAGAGGUGUUGAUUCGCAUCUCAAGGCCUAUGAGAGAGCACAACAAAUGCUUCAAGAUCUUGAAUCUGAGAUAAUUAGUAAGGGCGGAGAUCGGGUCGAGCAGAGUAAGCUGUUUGAUGCAUUUCUGGGCUCUUCUGCAAUCUGGCAGCCUCAGCCUUGCAAGGAGCCUAUCAGAAAAUUUGCAAGACCUGAUAUCGAAUUUCCUGAUGAGAAUGUCAACUCUAACAUCCCCUCGGUACAAAAAAGUGUCAAGACAGUUGUUUACUGGGGAAAUUCACUCAAUAUCGAUGCACAACCAUUCUUUUCGUCCAAAUUUGCUCCGCAAUUUCCAGAAAGCCUUAAGAGAACAAGGUCUGGCAAUGCAGAGAAUUCAAGUGAAAAUGAAAUGGGAGGAAAGCAAAUGACAUCUUCUGCUGAGCCGGAAAAUAUAGUACGAAAGCCGGCAUCCUCGCUGGAGAAAACAGAAGACAAGUGGGUAGAUUUGCUUCCUGACAGUGAGGAUUUUGAGAAUGCAAUAAUAGCCGCGGUUUUGGGUUCUGACGGUGAAACCAAGAAGGCAGAGGAAACAAGAAAUGAUACUGGAUUUCCCCAAAGGAAGGUAGACAAAAGGCUAAAAGUUUUCCAAGACAUUACACUGUCUUUGAGUCCAAGGGCUUGA